Paramecium octaurelia is the source of this 1015-nucleotide messenger RNA. Lineage: Eukaryota; Ciliophora; Oligohymenophorea; Peniculida; Parameciidae. The record is from the annotation of a GenBank genome assembly.
AUGAAAGGAUUAGAGAAGGAUUUAGAUGUAUUAAUAGAUUAUUGUAAUUAUUUAGUCAUCUUUUGAUAAAAUCAAUAAUCUAAUUGAUUCAGUAUUCAUUAUCGAUUCGCCAAUUUAUAAGUUUAGCAAUCCAAGGUUGGAAUUAGCUUAGAUAAAAGUUGAUUAAUUCCAUUUAAUUGGAUAAUCCAAGUUUUAAUACAAUAUUCUUUAAGAAGUAAAAUCAUAAACUAGCUUAAAAAUCUAAGAAUAACUUCAAUUCAAACUCUAAUCAGAUUCGCGUUAUUCAGAUUCAUUUAUAUCAUCACAAAUAAAUGAUCUCUAAGAAGUGAAUCAAAUUUAAUCUCCAAAAACUUCAUCCAAUUUAAAAAAAUUUACUUAUUAAAUAAUUGAAGAUAAUUCAAUUAAGGAGUAACAAAUUUGUUUUGCGAUAACAAUUAAUAAGAAUUGCUCAAAGGUGGCAGUUGGUUGCGAAGAAUAAAUUAAAAUAUAUGAAUUCAAAUAAGGAAUGGUGAAAUAAACUGAAGUCUUAAAUGAACACACGAGUUAUGUAUACACCUUAAACUUCAUAGAAAAAUCAAAUUAGUUGAUAUCUGGUGAUGUUGGUGGAUCAAUAGUAAUUUGGUCAAACUAUAAAAAUAGUUAAUUGAAUUCCUUAUAAACAAUAAAAGCACAUUCUAAUUAUCUUCGGUGUUUAAUUUUGAAUAGUCAUGAAGAUCUUUUUAUAACAUGUAGUGAUGAUUAAACUAUUAAGUUUUGGAAUCUAAAAAGUGAAUGGGUUUGUUAAUAAACAAUCACUGAUCAUACUGGUAGAGUAUAUCAAAUCAGUUUAAAUGAUUAAGAAAAUAAACUUAUUUCUUGUGAUUAGGAUAAUUCAAUAUUAGUAAUUGAGUAUUCUAAAUAAAGUGAAAAGUGGAUUGUUAUAUAAAAAAUAAAAGUUGAUGUUUAUGGAUUUCGAUUAUGUUUUAUUAAUAAUGAUAUUUUUACAUAGGCAAUUUAAUGCAUGUCUUUGAGAUGA